CGGGAGCGCCGCCGGCGGGGCCGGGCCGCCAUGGCUCCGCCCCGGCUCUUUAAGCGGCUGCAGGGUCGCGCCGAGUCGAGACGCAUCAGGUCGAAGACGAGUCCUGUGAGCCACCAUGCCGAACUGGGGAGGUGGCAACAAAUGCGGCGCCUGUGGGCGCACCGUCUACCACGCCGAGGAGGUGCAGUGUGACGGGAGGAGCUUCCACCGCUGCUGCUUCCUCUGCAUGGUUUGCCGGAAAAACCUGGACAGCACAACUGUAGCGAUUCACGAUGCCGAAGUGUACUGCAAGUCCUGCUAUGGAAAAAAGUAUGGCCCAAAAGGCUAUGGAUAUGGGCAAGGUGCAGGCACGCUGAACAUGGACAGGGGAGAGAGACUGGGCAUCAAGCCCGAAAGCACGCCCUCUCCCCACCGACCCACAACAAGUCCAAACACUUCAAAGUUUGCUCAGAAAUUUGGAGGGGCAGAGAAAUGCUCCAGGUGUGGGGAUUCUGUCUAUGCAGCAGAGAAAGUAAUAGGAGCUGGAAAGCCAUGGCACAAAAAUUGCUUCCGGUGUGCCAAGUGUGGAAAAAGCCUUGAAUCUACAACCCUAACUGAGAAAGAGGGAGAAAUCUACUGUAAAGGUUGUUACGCGAAGAACUUUGGCCCCAAGGGAUUUGGGUACGGCCAGGGAGCAGGUGCCCUCGUUCAUGCCCAGUGAUGAGUCAUGGCUGACAAUCCAUCAAGGCUCUCCUGAGAUCCUGACCCAAGAAAGAGGAGGGUUUCCUAAAUGUUGCUAACUACUACGAAACAGAGUAGUUACUGUAGCACUGGGGCAUGCCUUCAGCAGAUCUGUGUAAAGAGAAGUACUGCUUCUUUCCCUUGCUUUGUGUCUCACACCGUGCCACCUCUAAGACUUCAGUACCACUUCAAUAAAGCUUUGCUUGUUCGUAGAUCCUAAA
This is a messenger RNA of Pogoniulus pusillus (Red-fronted tinkerbird), 941 nucleotides long. RefSeq names its product cysteine and glycine rich protein 2 (gene CSRP2). Gene Ontology annotation, biological process: actin cytoskeleton organization. The transcript has 6 exons. Lineage: Eukaryota; Metazoa; Chordata; Aves; Piciformes; Lybiidae. The record is from RefSeq and is a predicted model, not a curated record. Gene Ontology annotation, cellular component: cytoplasm. Bases 116 to 700 code for a protein of 194 amino acids.